Molecule: messenger RNA, 2280 nt
Organism: Siniperca chuatsi (mandarin fish)
Lineage: Eukaryota; Metazoa; Chordata; Actinopteri; Centrarchiformes; Sinipercidae
Exons: 5
Coding region: 88-1272 (394 amino acids)
Cellular component (GO): nucleosome
Molecular function (GO): structural constituent of chromatin; DNA binding; protein heterodimerization activity
Source: RefSeq, a predicted model, not a curated record
AAGUACCGACGCUCUGGACCCGUUAGCCAUCAGUUACUUUCUUAGAUUUGCUUUCGGUUUUUCAACGGAACAAACGAGACUGAGAAAAUGAGUGGGCGGGGAAAAGGCGGCAAAGGGCUCGGUAAAGGCGGCGCCAAGCGGCACCGUAAAGUGCUCCGCGACAACAUCCAGGGCAUCACCAAGCCCGCCAUCCGCCGCCUGGCUCGCCGCGGCGGCGUGAAGCGCAUCUCCGGCCUGAUCUACGAGGAGACCCGCGGGGUGCUCAAGGUCUUCCUGGAGAACGUAAUCCGCGACGCCGUCACCUACACCGAGCACGCCAAGAGGAAGACCGUCACCGCCAUGGACGUGGUGUACGCGCUCAAGAGGCAGGGCCGCACCCUGUACGGCUUCGGAGAAGAUGCCCACGCCGUCGGCAUCAUCUUCUCCGACAGAGAUCUUAGACAGGCGACGGACAUCGGCCGCCGAAUUGUUACCAUGCCUGAACCACAGCAGAAGCCAGCGCCCAAGAAGGGCUCCAAGAAAGCCGUGACCAAGACCGCCGGCAAGAAGGACAAGAAGAGGAGGAAGACCAGGAAGGAGAGCUACGCCAUCUACGUCUACAAGGUGAUGAAGCAGGUCCACCCCGACACCGGCAUCUCCUCCAAGGCCAUGGGCAUCAUGAACUCCUUCGUGAACGACAUCUUCGAGCGCAUCGCCGGUGAGGCCUCCCGCCUGGCUCACUACAACAAGCGCUCCACCAUCACCUCCAGAGAGAUCCAGACCGCCGUCCGCCUGCUGCUGCCCGGGGAGCUGGCCAAGCACGCCGUGUCCGAGGGCACCAAGGCCGUCACCAAGUACACCAGCUCCAAAAAUUCGGCAACAAUGGCCCGAACCAAGCAGACCGCCCGUAAGUCCACCGGAGGCAAGGCUCCCAGGAAGCAGCUGGCCACCAAAGCGGCCCGCAAGAGCGCCCCGGCCACCGGCGGCGUGAAGAAGCCCCACCGCUACAGGCCCGGCACCGUGGCUCUGCGGGAGAUCCGCCGCUACCAGAAGUCCACCGAGCUGCUGAUCCGCAAGCUGCCCUUCCAGCGCCUGGUCCGCGAGAUCGCGCAGGACUUCAAGACCGACCUGCGCUUCCAGAGCUCCGCCGUCAUGGCGCUGCAGGAGGCCAGCGAGGCCUACCUGGUCGGACUCUUCGAGGACACCAACCUGUGCGCCAUCCACGCCAAGAGGGUCACCAUCAUGCCCAAAGACAUCCAGCUGGCCCGGCGCAUCCGCGGAGAGAGGGCUUAGAAACACACAAACACACACACCUGCCCUGCCCCCCCCAACGGCUCUUUUAAGAGCCACCUACCUCUUCAAAGAGCUCUCAUCCUGUAAACACAACCAAAAAGAGUGACAGAUGUGAUAUUAAUGUGCUUGUUAAACUAAAAACACUAGGCUUGACCAUGUAACAAAAUGUGGUGAAAGAAACACAUCUUGAUUAGAAAUCAAGAAUUAACAUUGUCAAACAUUUCCCCCCCAAUCAAACAAAAUGAUCUCAGUGUGUGAACUACCAGCACUCAAAGAUAAACUGGUGAUUUUACUAGCAAAAUUAACGAUUAUAAAUAUGGUGGGUUCAUUAAAUAUAAAAAUGUACGUGAAGGUACAGAAGUGAUAAACUAAAACCCCUCAGAGCAUUCGAGGCGUCCGGUGGCUCGUCUGUCGGCAGACUCCCUGUGAGAGCGCUGGUUUCAUGGAGUUGUUUUGUCACUGCUGAAGUCUGUCCAAUGAUUUAUUGUAACGACGAAAAACUGUCCAGAUGACUACGACUGAAACCUUUUCAAUGAUAGAACACUCCUGGACGAAUGAAGGACUACACCGCCUCUUAGGUAAAAGUUCAGUGAAACCAUUUUAGAGAGGCAGCUCAUCUGUCAUUAAUGUCCUAAGAAGAAACGCCAAUAUUUAUCUGCUUUAAAGUUUAAUGUCAGUUUUUGAGACACAGGUGAUGAGAUUUAGCCGACCAAACUAAUGUCAGAGUACCGAGAGGAUAAAUAGAAGUCUACAACUAUAUUAUAUAAUAUAAACAAUGCAUCACUUAGUCCUUUAUUACAGGACUGUAAUAAAAGUUUAUUGCAGGAGUGUUGUAUUGCUGCUGCAUUAGUUUUAGUUAAAUGUUAAACUGGCAACUGAUCAAAUCAACACGAAGUAUACAGUACAUAUACACUGUCACCUCAUUUGCAGAUCCCUUAUAUUUCUCUCUGAAACUUCAAAUGCAUUGAAUUUGUGAUUAAAUUAACUAAAAAAUAGCUAAGCUCUCAG